AAAUUCGGUCAAGUUCUUUGUUCAGUAUUCUGUCUAGAUCUUUUUGUACAAAGGAUACAAUGCAGGCGUGUACCUUUCUGCAACUACACAGUGCCGUUUAAUGCUCACACAGUAACACGAAUGGGCUUCUGUGUCCUGUUGCUGGAUCAGGGAUUUAGACAAUGGGGCCAUAGAUUCAGGACAGAAAUAAAAGCAGCCAGAGAACGAGUGUCCAGCAGAUCUAACGGAGGACAAACAUCACUGAGACCAUGAGCAGGAUCACCUUCUACGAGGACAGGAACUUUGGGGGUCGCUCCUAUGAGUGCAGCAGCGACUGCGGUGACCUCAGUUCCUACUUGAGCCACUGUUACUCCUGCAGAGUGCAUAGCGGCUGCUUCAUGCUCUAUGACCGCCAAAACUACAUGGGGAACCAGUACUUUGUGAAGAGGGGCGAGUACCCCGACUGCAUGAGCAUGGGCAUGAGUGACUGGUUCAGAUCCUGCCGCAUGAUCCCCAUGUACAGAGGAUCGUACAGGAUGAGGAUCUAUGACAGGGAGAACUUUGGCGGUCAGAUGAUGGAGAUGAUGGAUGACUGCGACUCCAUCAUGGAUCGUUACCGCUGGUCCAACUGCAUGUCCUGCCACGUGACGGACGGCCACUGGCUCAUGUAUGAGCAGCCCCACUACAGGGGCAGGAUGAGGUACUUCUGGCCUGGGGAGUACAGGAACUUCGGUGGCAUGAGGUUCAUGUCCAUGAGGCGCAUCAUGGAUUCCUGGUAUUAAGAAGUAUAUGUAGAUAUGAUAUUAAUUAAGCUGUAU
Brienomyrus brachyistius is the source of this 797-nucleotide messenger RNA. Its product is annotated as gamma-crystallin M2-like. Gene Ontology annotation, biological process: visual perception; lens development in camera-type eye. Gene Ontology annotation, molecular function: structural constituent of eye lens. The coding region runs from base 249 to 761 and encodes 170 amino acids. The transcript has 3 exons. The record is from RefSeq and is a predicted model, not a curated record. NCBI's taxonomy places the organism in Eukaryota, Metazoa, Chordata, Actinopteri, Osteoglossiformes, Mormyridae.